Anopheles coustani is the source of this 1061-nucleotide messenger RNA. RefSeq names its product farnesol dehydrogenase-like. The coding region runs from base 150 to 1001 and encodes 283 amino acids. Lineage: Eukaryota; Metazoa; Arthropoda; Insecta; Diptera; Culicidae. The record is from RefSeq and is a predicted model, not a curated record. The transcript is spliced from 4 exons.
UUCAGCCAAGCCUACGUGUUAAAAAGGAAAAAGUUUGCAGCAGCUUAACUGUCCUGUGACAAUUAGUUCAUUAUACAACGAGUGCAGUUAUAGUCUGUUAAAAGAACGGUUUUUGGAUAAGUCAAAUAAAUCAAGCUUGAACAAUUGACAUGGCAUCCAAUGGGGCCAAUGCAGGCAACGAGAGCGGCGAGACAGCAUCCCCACCUACCUCGGUCAGAUUAGACAUCUGUGAACGAAUGAAACGUUGGGAAGGAAAAGUGGCAGUCGUGACUGGGGCCAGUGGUGCUAUUGGUGGCGCCAUAGCGAAGGAGCUCGUUAAGGCCGGCAUGAUUGUUUGCGCACUGUCAAGGCGCCGGGAUAAGGUGGAAAAACUGCGAGCAAGUCUCUUCGAUGUAGCAGGCAACUUAAACUGCGUAGAAUGUGAUAUCACCGAGGAAGAAGAUGUGAAGCACGCAUUUGGUUGGAUCGCGAACACGUACGGUGGAGUUGAUAUACUAGUAAACAACGCCGGCGUGAUCACAAAAUGUCUACUUACCGAGAAAAAUAAUACUCGCGAUCUUUACACGACCAUGGAGACGAACAUAAUUGGAUUAUGUUUAUGCACGAGAGAAGCCGUAAAAUCCAUGAAAUUACGAGACGUUAAAGGACACAUUAUUAACAUCAACAGCAUAUUUGGACACAAGGUACAUCAGGCUGUACCGGGAACGCGACCACUGAAUGGAAUGUAUCCUGCGUCUAAAUAUGCCGUCACUGCCAUCACUGAAUGUAUCCGACAAGAACUCAUCUAUUUGGAUACGGGAUGCAAAGUAACUAGUAUUAGCCCCGGACUUGUAGAAGGUGACAUUUUGUCAACGGUCAGCUCCAAUGAGAAUGAAAUUGUGAAGUACAUGCCCAAGCUUAAGCCAGAGGAUGUUGCCGAAGCGGUUUUAUAUGCCAUCACAACUCCCGAUAAUGUACAGAUUCAUGAUCUAGUUAUCAAACCGAUGGGAGAAUUUUUAUAAGUGGAUCAUGUAGCAGCUUGCAAAAUAUUUCCAAAUUUUCAAUUAAAAAAUAUACUAGCU